GAGGCCCGAUCUGGAAGAAGAGGAGAAAGAAACCAGCACGACAAAAACUAGCAAACAGUCAAACACCUCGCAUCGUACUCGAAGCUGCCCAGAAAUCGCCACCAGAGGAUUUCCCCCUCGCCGCCGCCAUCUCUUUCUCUCGUCCCCCGUCGUUCGCCCAUAAAACCCUCGCCGACCCUUUGACCAUUCCUUCCAAGCUACUCUUCCUGACUUCCUGUCCAAGCAAAAACCCACACGUCAAAGCCCAACAAAACCAAACUGAAGCUUAUUCCACCAUCGAUUCUUCAUCCUUAUCGCCAAUUCGCCAUCGUCAGAUUCCAUCUUUUCCUCCCCAAAUUCCCUGGAAAACUAGAACCCUCUUUCCAUCAAAGCCUUUUCUCCAAAACCCAAGUUUAAAAACCCUUCCUUUCUCUUAAUUCCCCAAUUCUCAGCUUUGCCAAUUUCCCAAAAUGUCGUCUUACGGCCGAUCGUACUCUUCCGAGUCCUACGCGCCGUCGGCGCCUUCCCAGCCGGAAUCCUACCGCCAGCAAGAACGAGAUCGCGGCGCCAGCGGUAGCGCUCGGCCGCAGCCGAGUGGCUAUGGAGUUCACCAGAAUCAGCAGUAUCAGCAGCACCCGCCGGCGUAUGGGCAGGGGCAGAGCAGUUCUUCAUCGGGGUACUCGGGAUUCCCGCCGGGGACGCAUCCGGAUGUGAUUCGGAGCUUUGAGAUGGUGGAUGUUGAUCGGAGUGGGUAUAUUGAUGAGAAGGAGCUGCAACGAGCUCUCUCUUCUGGGUAUCAGAGGUUCAACCUCAGGACUAUUAGGUUGCUCAUGUUUCUCUUCAAGAACCCCCACGAUGCUCUUCGAAUUGGGCCUAAAGAAUUUGCAGCUCUCUGGAGUUGUCUCGGCCAAUGGCGGGCCAUAUAUGAUAGAUACGAUAGGGACAGGAGUGGAAAGAUUGAUCUGUUCGAACUGAGGGAUGCUCUUUACGGACUUGGAUAUGCAGUCCCACCUUCCGUUCUUCAGAUACUCAUGUCCAAGUAUGAUGAUGGAAGUGGCAGAAAGAUCGAACUUGGCUUCGAUAGUUUUGUCGAAUGUGGACUGAUUUUGAAGGGAUUAACAGAGAAAUUCAAGGAGAAGGACAAGCGAUACGUAGGCCAAGCGACGUUCAACUAUGACGAGUUCAUGUCCACUGUCCUUCCCUUCCUGGUGGCAUAUGAUUGAUCCUGAAACCCUCCAACGACGAGUCGCCAGCCCAUUGCGGAAUUCAAUUUGUUUGUUUGUUCAUUUGUUUCUUCAUGUAUAUGUAGAAUAUAGUGUGUAUGUAUAGAUUCGAUCUGUACGAGGUGGAUAUGUAAAAUUGAGAAGGAACUUAGCUAGUAUUCAAACAUUCUUCUCUGUACAUACAGCUUGGCUUGAAUAAAAUGUGAUUGAUCUU
Linum trigynum is the source of this 1416-nucleotide messenger RNA. Lineage: Eukaryota; Viridiplantae; Streptophyta; Magnoliopsida; Malpighiales; Linaceae. The record is from the annotation of a GenBank genome assembly.